Messenger RNA from Ylistrum balloti, 4438 nucleotides. RefSeq lists its product as uncharacterized. The transcript has 19 exons. Lineage: Eukaryota; Metazoa; Mollusca; Bivalvia; Pectinida; Pectinidae. The record is from RefSeq and is a predicted model, not a curated record. The coding region runs from base 170 to 3853 and encodes 1227 amino acids.
AAUUAGCUGUUUCUGUUGUUAUAGAAAUGUUGCAUCACUAAAAUGUUUGGCGUAUAUGUACCAACAACUAGACAGGGCAUUAUAAAUUGAACAGACUUGGACAUCUUUGCAAGGGACUACGUUUAGAUGGUGUACGUUUGUACAGGAUUGUGCAGUAUAGUGUAACGAAAUGGAUGAGGAAGAGGGGCUGGAUGUGCUGAUAGCCCAGAGAAGCCAGCGACCAUCUUAUGCUCGUAUGAUAUCUUGGGAGUUUGAUGAUGCAGAGGAACCAAUGGUGGUGUCGAUGCAAAGACGACGAAGAAGGAGGUCAAAACAGCAAUCAGGGGAGACAAAUGAGCACACAGCUGACCUUGACCCUGAAUUGAGGUCAGGGGUAUCAAGUCUGUCACUGAAGAGUGAUUCAGAUGAGGAAUUCUUUUCAGCAGAAGAAUGGUUAAUUUCAGAUUCCGAGUCGGUUACAGAAAAUAGUAUUGUAUCUGAGAGAAGUGAUGGAGUGCAGGAAUUGACAGGGGCAGAAUGUGAAAGUGAUGAAAACUCAGUAUUUUCAGAUGAAAACACUAGUUUGACUACCAGUUCUUCAAAUAUUAGAUCUUCUAGACUUAGCAAAAAACAAAAGAAAAAACGUCGAAAAGAAAUGAGUACAAUGUACGAAAAUCAGAUACGGCCAUUUAUGGAUUUAGAAUUUGAUGAUAUCGAACACAUACUGCCUGACCAACCUUCUGUUGAUAGAAUGUUGGACUUAUCCAAAGAUGUUCCAUCACUGGUUCAAUUGUGUAUCAGAUCAUCUUACAAAUUAAACUUCAAAUUGAUGCCUGAACUUCCGAACAAAUUAAAAAGACUUUUCCAUGUAGAUGAUGAUUUCUCUUUACAAAAAAUACAGUUGUCGUGGUUGCAUUCAACAUUAGCCCGUUUUGAACCCAAAGAGAAAUUUACAGAAAACUGUAUGUUCAAAAUGAACCCUGAUAGACCCGUAUUAUUGCACCCUGUCAGAAAUGUUUGUAACAAGACGUCCAGUGUGAACCAUACUGAUCAUACUGUACUGGCCACACUACCGCUAACAAGUAUUGACUGGACUGACCCAAACUUGGAACAAAGGAGAGCGAUCAGCACUUGGGCAGUGGUGGCUGCCACCUUGGAGCUGAUGAUGCCUCCAUUUUUAUCUGCCAGUGCCUACAGACACCAAUCAGAGAGUGAAGAUGACCGCAUUGUUAGAGCUACAAGGAGUUUGAUGACCAGAUUGAAAUUUGCUAUGAAGAGCAGAUUUCCCACUGUAGUGUCGCACUGUUUUGAUGAUGCUGUGCCGUAUGCUUUGUGGGCUAGGGGAGACAUCCAUCAGGCUACUGAGUACUUCAAGUCACUUUCACAGAGUACAGAUAAUAAAGCCUUAAAAGCUGUUUACCAUAAUGAAGUGGGCCAUAUGCAUGCCAUGAUUGGGGCCACAGAAACAGCAGCAAAAUUCUACAGAUUGUCCUCUGAUAUUUUACUGAAGGACGUCAAAAACAGUCUCUGUGCAGACAAUAUUACCACUAAUAUGUUGUUGCUGGUUGCUAACCUCUAUGACCAGGGGAUCUUUACACCUCAGAAAGGAAAACAAUCAGCCCAUGCUUGGAACGUUGUAUUGACCAGUAAGUACAGUCAAAAGGUCGAAGGUCUGGAGCGACACAUCAUGGAUUCUUACCUUUGCACACACUGUGGAUCAGUUCAGGGAAUAGAAUGGUUGGAGCAGGCCAAAUCCAUGCUGACUGAUCUUUCGACCUCUGACCCUGAACUUGUAUACUACCUCAGUAUGGUCCAUGCCUUAUUAGGGGAGGAAAAACAGGCACACACUGUCUACAUGGAAUAUGUCAAAAUGUUGGGAGAAAACUCUUUUGAAGCUGCUGGUAGAGAGAUUGUGUCCCUCAGUGGAAAAGGGGCCAAAUGUAACCCCUGGAAACCUUUGGUUACCAUGGUGAAAGAACUUGAUAAUAACGUCAACUUCUUGCCUGUGAUAUGGAGAGUUCAGCUUGGACAUCUAAAAAUUUCUACUGGGAAAGGCUUAGAGAGUGAUAUUUGCAGUAAAACACUUGACCUGCAUUUUGAUAACAAUGGGUAUUUGACUGGAAAUAUGCAGAUGUAUCUGCCUCCUAUCCGAGGGAUACAAAUCAACCCUUAUACAGGUGCCUUGCAUUUCAACCAGCACAAAAGUCCAACAAAGGUACUAACAACAUGGGAUUGUAACAGUGAUCAGAAGUAUAUCACAGCAGGUACAUUUGUGAUACCAACACUGCUGGAGAUAUAUAACAAAGAUGGCGUCAAAGUACACAUCAUGCUCGGACGAAAAGCAGGAAAUUUGAAUAAUAUCAACAAAAACUUCCUUGACAUGGCAACUCUGAUCUGGACAGGUCCUGAUGGACAGAAAGCUCGCUUGAACAUUUACAAGAAGUUCCGCGAGCAUUGUAUCAAGGAUGCUAAUGAUAAAAUAGAGGAGAUUUUAAAAACAAAACUUAAGGAUAAAGAUUUCCAACAUGAGGAUGGGAAAAAGUUUCUCAGAUUGUGCAUUGACAAGUAUCGUGUGGUUGAUUACAAGUGGUUGAAAACGUCGAUGGACAAUCUGUCUUAUACACGAAAACAGUUUGUUUUGAAUGAGGAAAGACGAGAAAAGUUGUUACAAAGACAGUAUGAACCCAAGGGAAAAGGGAACAGAUUCAAACCUGCAGAUGUGAAAUUUUCCUAUACAAAAGCACCAACUUUGAAACUGGACUACUAUGCCCAUCCUGAUGUGUAUGCAUUAAACCUUACCAACCUUACUGUGGUUGGAAAUACCCUGACAUUCUUUACACGACAAAAUAGUUCAACUUCACAAUAUGUAUGGGCCAUUGAUCUUACAUCGAAGGAAUCUUUCCUUGCCUGCAAGGAUAUGCCAGUGGCAUACACAAAUUAUAAAUUCAUCAGUUUGCCAGUUCGUAACAAAAUUCGUCAUACCAUUCCGGAUGCAACCAUCUUGCUCGAUCAUACAGGAACUCCAGGUUUCACAGUGAUGGGAGUAAAGCAUUUAGGAGAACAACGGGUAUCUGUCACUUGUCCACGGACAGACACGUCUACCUGUGCUGAUAUACAAAGAAUGUUUAUAUUCGGAAGCCAGUUAAUUGGUAUUUCCUAUAACAGCAGAAUCUGGAGCUGGGAUAAUAAGAACGGCCAAAGAGAGGUAGGCGAGGCAUUUACAAGGGUGCGUGACCUUGACCUGAUAGGCAAUGUCCUUGUGGUCAGUAUGGAGAAAGGAAUUCAGUUUUGUAGCGUGCCUUGUGACAAUGAUCAUGUGUUUGCUCCACUCCCUGUAACUCUCUCUUCUCAGUUCCAGGGGACUGAACUGACUUUGAACAAUGAAGGCACAGUUAUCAGCACCAGUAGAAUAAAGAUAAAAGUUACUGGUACCCAGAAAGAACUCAGAGAUGGAAAGGAAAUGUAUAGGGCUGCAAUUUCUCUUGAUAACAUAGCUGUUGUGAUGUUAGUGCCAGCAGAUGUAUAUGGACCAAGGGAUAGUGUGAGUCCUAUUGAGAUCCUUUUGGCUGUGACUCUGCCAGGUCAUGGUACUGAGACAUGCUUCAUAAGUCAGCAAGACGGAAUGCUCAUGGGAUGGUCACAGCACAACGAGGACUCCAUGCAUUACCGAGAACACAUAUUCCAGGUGGAUUAUGAAGCCCGACUCAGGAGCAUACUACCUUUCCUUGGCUAUGGGCCACGCUCCCUUUUGCCUGUGUUUCUACCAGGUGACCCAGAUAUACAGGCCAAACAUCCUGGUCAUGGACAGCCAGGGUGGUAUGUGUUUAUGAGGGAUGGCUACGAGGGCAUCAUAGGAGUUAAACUGGUUCAUUAGAAGGAUGUCAGGAACACUGGAAAAAUGAUCUUACAAAGCCAUUUCUGUAUCAAUUAAGAUUGUUGGAGCUUCCUCUACAAAGACCCAGACCAUUUAACAUAGUUAUUUAACAGUGAGUCAAGGGAUUAUGGAUCAGGAUAUGUAUUCAUUGCUUUACGAUACUUCACAUUGUUCAUCUAGUGAGACAAUGGUUGUCUGGUCCUACAGAACAGGUAAAUUUACCCAAGAAGGGAUUUAUCAGAACAGGUAAAUUUACCCAAGAAGGGAUUUAUCAGAACAGGUAAAUUUACCCAAGAAGGGAUUUAUCAGACAUUUGUAGGGUCUGGUAAUGGGCUCCAUUCCUAAUAGAAAAUAGCCAAUAUUUUCCCAAAUUCAACCUUUUUUUCUCCCCCAUCAGCAUUUUGUAUGAGAGAAAGAUGAAAGUAUUUAAAAGGUUACUCUGUGUAAUAAUAAUAUAAUAAUAUACACAAUUUGUAUGUUGUAAAUUUCUAUGGCAGAAAAAGUUGAAUUUGCACUGUAAAAAUAAAUUUCAAGUGAAUUUCAACUCUAAUCCUGGUAUAUCUGUAUAUAAUACUCUUUGAUAUA